Messenger RNA from Cryptomeria japonica (Japanese cedar), 1777 nucleotides. RefSeq lists its product as uncharacterized. The record is from RefSeq and is a predicted model, not a curated record. The transcript is spliced from 5 exons. Lineage: Eukaryota; Viridiplantae; Streptophyta; Pinopsida; Cupressales; Cupressaceae. Bases 303 to 1682 code for a protein of 459 amino acids. Gene Ontology annotation, biological process: lipid catabolic process.
ACGGAAAAAAACAUAUUAAAUUCUCAUCUGACCGAGCAAAUGCGUCGUUCAAUUGAUCGCAUUUCCAAAUCAUUUGUCCAAAAACGUCAUCCAUUCACUAAUAAUCCAGGCCAUGGAAGUUCUAGAAGAUUUCACGCCACAGGGCAAACACGUUUCUACAGUUACAGUGUCGUCUUGUUGCCUGGCCGUCGUUUGACUGGAAGGCAGAUUCAUCUGCCCCCACAAAUCUGAAGGAAAAGAGACAUUCAAAAUUCAACCAGACAUAUAUCGGAUUGUUCAAGUGAAAUGCUGUCAAUCUCAGAAUGUCAUUGGUAUGCGGAGUCCCUGUACUGGAAUGCGUUUAUUGCAUAGCCUGCGCUCGGUGGGCAUGGAAGCGGUGCCUCCACACGGGCACCCAUGACAGCAGCCGCUGGGGCGUGGCCACGCCCGACGAGUUCGAGCCCGUGCCUCGCCUCUGUCGGCUCGUCAUGGCCGUCUAUGAAGAUGAUAUCCAGAAACCCCAAUGGGAGCCCCCGGGGGGAUAUGGUAUAAACCCUGAUUGCCUCCUCAAAAGGGUUACAUACGAACAAACCGGCGGCCGCGCGCCUCCUUACAUUAUCUACCUUGACCAUGAGCACCGUGAAAUUGUGCUCGCGAUCCGCGGCCUCAAUAUGGUCAUGGAGAGUGAUUAUGCUCUGCUGUGGGAUAAUAAGCUUGGGCAGCAGAUGUUUGAUGGGGGUUUUGUGCACAACGGCUUGCUUAAGUCGGCCGCUUGGGUGCUUAUUACGGAGGGCGAUACUCUUCGCGAGUUGCUUGAGGAGAAUCCUGAGUAUUCGCUUACUUUUGCGGGGCAUUCUUUGGGCUCGGGUAUUGCUGCGCUUUUGGCUUUGCUUGUGGUGAAAAAUGGCGACCAGCUUGGCGGUAUUGAGAGGAGUAAGGUCAGGUGUUAUGCGUUUGCCCCUGCCCGGUGCAUGUCGCUCAAUUUGGCGGUCCGGUAUGCCGAUAUUAUCAAUUCCGUUGUAUUGCAGGAUGAUUUCUUGCCAAGGACUGCUACUCCUCUAGAAGAUAUCUUCAAAUCCAUUUUCUGCUUGCCUUGUUUACUCUGUGUUAGAUGUAUGAGAGACACAUGUAUACCAGAAGAAAGAAUGCUUGCAGAUCCACGCAGAUUAUAUGCACCAGGACGGUUGUACCAUAUUGUGGAAAGGGAACUUUGCAGAUGUGGAACGAUUCCACCAGUUGUGAAAACUGCUGUUCCAGUAGAGGGAAGAUUUGAGCACAUCAUUCUUUCAUGCAAUGCAACAAGAGACCACGGAAUAAUUUGGAUUGAAAGGGAAUCACAAAAAGCAUUAGAUUUAAUGAUAGAGAGGGAUAGGACGAUGGAGGUUCCUUCUGAACAGAAAAUGCAUAGACAACAAUCACUCGCAAUAGAGCAUGAUCAACAGUAUAAGGCUGCUCUUCAAAGGGCUGUUACACUGAGAGUGCCAGAUGGACACUCUAGCUAUAAUCCGCCAUUGGAUAUGGUCUUUGAUGAAAAUUAUGAUGAAGGUGCUCCUCUUUUAGAUGAACAGGGGGAGCAAAUUACAGAAAAAAUAGACAUUGGGGAGCCUUCCUUCAGUGGAGAAGCGGUCAAGGGACAAAGCAAUUGGGAUGAGCUUAAAAAACUUCUUGAAAAGAAACCAGACGAUGAUAACAGUGUUAAAUGAAGUGUGUAUUAUGCUUGUAAUGAUUGUGUGUUCUCAUUCAUUGUACAUUUGAUGUUAGUUGCUUUUAUCAAUUAAUUCAUUUUUUUAUUGUUUUA